Messenger RNA from Phytomonas sp. EM1, 2823 nucleotides. The record is from the annotation of a GenBank genome assembly. NCBI's taxonomy places the organism in Eukaryota, Euglenozoa, Kinetoplastea, Trypanosomatida, Trypanosomatidae.
CAUUACUUGACAUAGUACUCCUUUCUUAAGGUUUCAACCGUUAAACUAUUUCCCACUCUGGACGAACAUGUCGCUACUUGGGUCCAGGACAUAUGGCAUAUUUCCACCGCGCAAGCAUAGCCAAACGGAUAGGGAACUUCGAAAACAGCUAAACGAGCGUGGCGCUCCUCGGGAUUCAGCCAUUCUGACUAAAACCGAGCUUGAACUGAUUCGAGAUAUGAUUUCCGGUAACUUUGCUGCGAGCGGUUUAUCCUCUUCCUCUCGUGUACCGGCAUCUCUGUACGGCCGGACCCCGUCUGCCGAGGAAAGAAAGCGGAAGAUGAUGGAGUUUGAUGAGGAACGCCGGUGCAAAGGUGAAGGACACCUAACUGCCGAGGAAGCGGAAAAGGAACGCGAGCGACAAUUGCAUCUCGAUCGAGCACGCACAAAGCUGGACGAGGAGUAUGAUGAAACCAGAGCGAUGAACCGGAUUAUCCUAGAGGCCAAAUGUGUUGCGCUGCGUGAGGCGCAGCGCUUGGAGUGCCAGAAAAAGAAGGAGGAGGAAAAAGAAUAUGAAAAAAAAAUGGAUGAAAUGCUUCUGGAGGAGGCAAAAAAAGCGGAGAGAGUGUACGAAGAACGCGAGUACCGUCGCCUUGAGCAACAACGCAUUAACUCGGAAAGCAUCAAAGAGCAGCUCAAGGAACGCGAGCUCGAGCGCAUACGCAAGCUGCAACGUCAUCAACAGGAGCAAGAGGCUAUGGUUCGGCAUCUGGAGUUGCUCCAAGAGGAACAGAAGGUGCAGCGACUUCGUCGGCAAGAAAAGGUGCAGCGGUUGAUGGAGGAAGCUGCUAUCGCCAAUGCAGAACAAGUCGAGCUAAAACGUAAGCAGCGCGAGCUCCAAGCAGAAGAAGAGCGCCAGAUGGCUGAAUUCAUCAGAAAAAAGGAUCAACAAGAGCAAAUGCUGGCUAAAGAGCAACAGAGGAUCGCAAUCGAGAAAGAGCGAGAGGUCGCUAGAUUGCGAGCGGCCCAAGAGCAACAGCAGGACAAGCAAUCCCAGCUGGAUGAGCUUCGCGCCAAGCGCGUCCAGGACGCCUACGCGCGCGAACAGCAACAUAAGGAGAAGGAAGCAGCUGAGCGCCGAGCGGCAGUCUUCGAAGAUCUUCAGCGCGCCCGCCAGGAGCAAAUCGACGAGCAAAGGCAGCUGAAGAACGAGGAAGAACUCCGUGAGCGAGCAGAGCUGGACCGCAUUCUCGCGACGCAGAAGGUAGCCGCGGAGCAAGAAAAGGCCCAUAGAGCGCAAGUGCGUAAGCUUCGCGAGGAAAAUGCGCUUGCAUUGCUUAAACAAAUGAUGGAGGUUGAGGAGCGGAGACGCCUGGAGCGUCAGGAGGAAGUGGAAGAAGGACGCCAAUUCAUGCGCAAGGCUCGUGAGCGUCAGGCCGCCCUGGAUGCAAUUCGGGAGCGCAAAUUGCAAGAGCUAGAGGAAAUUCAGGCCCCGGAGAAAUACAAGCAAGCAUUACGUCGCAUCCAAAAACAUUAGAAUUAAGAUCUAAUAAACUAGGAGGUUAGAAAGGUUGAAAGCGGAGAGCGAGAUGUACGUCUACAUGACAGUGGCUGUGGUAUAUCUGAAUUUUCCUUCUCGCAUCAUCUUUCCCGUAUUACUCUUUAUUUUUUGUAAGAGAACAGAAUAGAUGUAAAUAGAAAUAUACUUUGUAUCAAUUUCGAUGUUAUAAUACGUGGAAAAUCCUGAAUAAGUAUCCUCUUGUGCGCAACAUUGAUGCUAGAAAGUCUAGAAUGUAGAUGAAAAUCAAAUACGGGGGACUACUUCUCAUUCUGUAUUGUCCUCUUUUUAACUAAUACAUGCAUCUUUUUUUUUCCACAUAAAGGUAUCAGAAAUUAUUCCAGUUCCAGGAUUAUAAGGAGAUCCCCCUAAAUCAGUGCGAGUCUAGUGUUUUCUUUUUGAAGAAGGGGGAAGACUAUCAACGUAUGCGAACCCUAUCUACAAACACAUAGCAAUGUUAGCAUAAAAUUAGAAUUCUUCAAGUUCUAUAUAUAAGAAAUAAUUUCUUUUUAAAGGAAUGAAUUUUUACAAUCAUUAAUUUAUCCAUACCUCCUUCUUUUGCAUAAGGAAACAACAUUGACAGCUCUAAACUCAAUAUUACUGGCCUAUUAUCGGCUCUGGCUUAAGAAAGGUGCAACAGAAGCACAGGAUGAUGAAAUCUGGCCCCCGUCACCAAGACUCAUGUUGUGAAAUAACUUGUGCAAAUUCACGUGAAUCUCUACGAUCUGGAAGAUGUAUUUGAUAGUGGGUGUAAUGAACUAAGUAACGACAAUAACAGAGACAAAAGUCUGUGGUCAUAUAUUAACAACUUUGAAAGACAACGUUGCACGAUUGUUCUCCUUUGCAGACACAUCUACCUAUGCUAUGGGUGUGCUCUAGAGCUUUCUAUGGACAAAUAAUCCAUACUCUGUUGAGGCGCUACAGACUUCAUCCUGUUUAUAUAGAGAAUAAGUUUAGGAGCAUGGAUGCUUAUGUAAAUGCUAUGUUUUACCUAUGUGUGUAUUAUGUUAACUUAUUCUAUCACUAUUUAACAGUAGAUCACAUAUUUAUUUCUGUGUGCUUAUAGGUUGUAUUUUUUUCGUAUUAAGGAGAGGCAUAUUUCUCUCUCACACAUUUAUAACGAAGCAGAAGAAGUAUACAUUAGCUUACCUCUUAUUUAUUAUUGAAUUUUAGAUUGUAUAAUUAUAUUUUUAUGAAUGAAUUGUGUGCAUAUAUUCUUUAUUGUUGUUAGAAAGAUAGAAGGCGUAUGGGGAAAGGGAGAUAUCUUUUCGCUUUAGCGGAAAAAA